UAAAUUGUGGGGUAUUCCUGUAUGUGCGACAUGCCUGGGUGACGUAUCAUCAUUCGAGGUGAGCAUCUCCAACCCGGGGCUAAUUGGACAUGCCGAAAUUUGCCUAUAUGAAUAUAGCUUAAAUGCUAACAUUUCUAAAUAUACGCGUCCAGUUAAUCUCAAUGCUUAUCUAAAGUUUUUAGAUUUUGCCGAACUAUCUGAUAAGUUAAACUCGUGUAUCAUUUCAUUGCUGCCAUUAACAUUAGUUAUUGUGGGCACAUUCCGUGGCUACAACAAAUAA
Acaulospora morrowiae is the source of this 280-nucleotide messenger RNA. Lineage: Eukaryota; Fungi; Glomeromycota; Glomeromycetes; Diversisporales; Acaulosporaceae. The record is from the annotation of a GenBank genome assembly.